Messenger RNA from Paramecium octaurelia, 1403 nucleotides. NCBI's taxonomy places the organism in Eukaryota, Ciliophora, Oligohymenophorea, Peniculida, Parameciidae. The record is from the annotation of a GenBank genome assembly.
CUUGAAUAGAAUGAGUGUUGCAUCUAAUUCUCAGCAUGAUGACGAAUUGAAGGAGACUCCUAAUGAAGUAGUAUUUAUACCCUAUACGAAUUAGUUGAAGUUUACAUGGACAAUGAAGAGUAUAGAAAAACUGAAAGAGCUUCAUGUGUUGCAACAAGGGAACUGGAAAUCAAUCAGUUAAUUGCUAAAUGGGCCAACCCCUUUGGAGUGUAUGAUUAAGUGGCAACAACUCCAUCCUGACUAAGUAUAUGAAGUUUUCAUAAUGUAGGCAACUUCCAGAUAGCUGUGGUCACCAGAAGAGGAUGAAUAAUUGUAAGAAUUGGUCUAAAAAUUUGGAAAAAAAUGGAGCAAGAUUUGUACAGUAAUGAAUUGGAGAACAGGAAAAUAAGUUCGAGAGCGUUAUUUGAACUAACUCUAAGGAACAAUUAACUAAGACAAGUGGACAGAGGAGGAAGAUAAAUUGAUAUUAAAAUUAUAUAAGAAGUUUGGAACCAAAUGGAGCUAUAUUUCAAGUUUCUUGAAUGGAAGACCUGUAUAUUACUUUAACUAAUUAUUUAGGAAAACAUGGUCAAAAAUCGAUUCUAUUCCAACCUAAAAAGAAGAUACUAAUGUGAUUUAGGUGAUUCGGAUGAUGAAGAUUUAUAAGAGGAAUCACUUAAUUCCUCCGAUGAAGACCAGAGCAGGCUUUAGAAAAGGAGAAGACCGUAGAAAACUACGAAAGAGCCUCAAAAAAUAAAAAAAGUUUAGGUGGCUGAAGAAAACAUAGAAAAUUUCUAAAGAAUGACAAGAUCAAAAAAUCAAAAAUAAAAUGAUGACAGUCUUAAGUAAUAUGGUCUAAAUGAGGACUAAAACAAUGAGAAUAACUCAGGUAUUCGUUAUGUUUAUCUUAGGAUUAUAAAAUAUUGCAAGUACUCCAAGUUAUUGCACUCCUCAAGCAAAUUAAAUUAAUAUAAAGGAAGAAAAUUAAUUAAAAUGUGAUCGUUUUAAUUAUAAUUCAUCCAAUAUUUAAUAAUCGAUUCCAGCAAUCAAUAUGCUCCCUUAAACAGUGUCUCCAUUCAUGUUUAACAAUUAAUACAUUCCAUCUCAUUAGAAUUCGUUUAUAUAUCCAUAAAAUAUGAUGCCAAUCCCAUAAGAUAAAUUGGCAGCGUAGUAAUUCAAAUAGUCAUAAUUUGACAAAAUGCAGAUGUUAAAUGAUCUAAAUUAAUUGCCAAGAGCCAACAUUGUUAACCCUUUUCUAAAUAUUAUGUAAUAGCAAUAAUUGAUGAAUUUUCAAAUUCCAAUCUAGUCGUAAUAUAUAGGUCAGGUUGAUCCAAUAACAUAAUGGGCUGAACUAUGCAAAGUUUAUAAUAACCUAAUAUUGUAAAAACAUUUGUAACCAUGAGGUUAAAUAAGAGAAUGUAAAC